GCGGUGCACGCAGGGCGCAGGCGCAGAAGGGCUUUACGGUGCGGCGUGCUGCUCGUGUUACCGGCAUGGGCCUCUCGCCACCGCUGCUGAUUCUGCCGCUGCUCCUGUCUGGCCCGUGGCUCGAGCUAGGGAAUGGGCAGGCUACUAGCAUGGUCCAGCUACCAGGUGGGAGAUUCCAGAUGGGAACAAAUUCACCAGAUGGCAGAGAUGGUGAAGGGCCUGUCCGGGAGGUGACAGUAAAACCCUUUGCCAUUGAUAUAUUUCCUGUCACCAACAAAGAUUUCAGGGAGUUUGUCAGGGAAAAAAAGUACCGGACAGAGGCUGAGAAGUUUGGGUGGAGUUUUGUCUUUGAGGACUUUGUCUCGGAUGAGCUUAGAAACAAAGCGGCCCAUCAGAUGGAGUCUGUUCUCUGGUGGCUUCCAGUGGAAAGGGCAUUCUGGAGACAGCCUGCAGGUCCUGGCUCUGGCAUCCGAGAGAGACUGGAGCUCCCAGUGGUACACGUGAGCUGGAAUGACGCUCGUGCCUACUGUGCUUGGCGGGGGAAACGGCUGCCCACCGAGGAAGAGUGGGAGUUUGCUGCCCGAGGGGGCUUGACGGGUCAGGUUUAUCCAUGGGGAAACCAGUUUCAGCCAAACCGCACCAACCUGUGGCAGGGAAAGUUCCCCAAGGGUGACAAAGCUGAGGAUGGCUUCCAUGGAGUCUCCCCAGUGAAUGCUUUCCCCCCACAGAAUAACUAUGGGCUCUAUGACCUCAUGGGCAACGUGUGGGAGUGGACGGCAUCACCGUACCCGGCCACUGACCAGGACAUGCGUGUCCUCCGGGCAUCCUGGAUCGACACAGCUGAUGGCUCCGCCAACCACCGGGCCCGGGUCACCACCAGGAUGGGCAACACUCCAGAUUCAGCUUCAGACAACCUUGGCUUCCGUUGUGCAUCCAGUGCAGGCCGACUGCCUGGGGAGUUGUGAACAGCUAUGCAGAGCCAAAGAGAAGAGCCCCAUGGUGCCCGUGCCACUCCCUGGCCACGUUCCAGACACAGCCAAACUCCAGACUCUUAAACUUUAGCCUCAGGAAUGAC
Molecule: messenger RNA, 1075 nt
Organism: Leopardus geoffroyi (Geoffroy's cat)
Lineage: Eukaryota; Metazoa; Chordata; Mammalia; Carnivora; Felidae
Gene: SUMF2
Product: sulfatase modifying factor 2
Cellular component (GO): endoplasmic reticulum
Source: RefSeq, a predicted model, not a curated record